AUGAAGGUGCCAUGGGCGUGGCUAAUCUUAGUUGCCAUGGCAGCUGCUUCAACACCUGCAAUCCCACCGUAUAUGGAUAACGAUCUCGUUCCUCAUAAUUACAUUGACGACAGCGAUAGCAACAGGGGCAUUAACAACGACGACAACAGCAACGAGCUUUCAAAAAGUAGCCCUUGUCCAGAUUCAUGCACUUGCUACUGGGGUACCUACCCGUCCACUGCGAUGAUGUCAAAUGAGACGCAGGUGUUGGACAUGUCGCACAACAAACUGAUGAACAUCACCUCUCUAGCCAACGUGAGCGAUCUCCUUGUCCUUGAUCUCUCCAGCAACUGGUUGAGGGUUCUGGCCAACUCGUGGCUGUUUGAACACGUGUCUAAACUUCGUGUCCUUAGUCUGGCGGACAACGGGCUGCAGUCACUGCAACAUGGCAGCUUUAGCGGACUCAACCAGCUCCGGCAAUUGGACCUGUCCAAGAACAUCAUCAGGAGAGUGGAAACUCAUUCCUUCAGUGGAUUAGGUAAUCUAGAGGUGCUCAGGCUCGACAACAACGAGCUGUAUCAACUGAAGAGAGAGUGGUUCCUGCCCUUGACCUCACUGACAGUUCUGUAUCUGGGUGGUAACUACGUGGCCAAGUUGGAACCCAACACUUUCAGCAAGCUGACCUGUCUGCACCACCUAGACUUGUCCUACAACUCGCUGCGAAAUAUACCAGAUGACGCUCUGAAUGGGUUAAAUAGCCUGAAACUGCUAAACAUAUCUGGCAAUAGCAACCUCCGAAGCGUCCCCAGCAAAGCGCUGCAGCCAUUUUCAUCUGUGAAUAUUCUGUUGAUGGAUGGUGUGGCCAUGUCUAGACUACAGCCCUUCGCCGUGUCCAGCAUUGGUGUGGCAGAAAUCUCUCUCAGUUUUCUGCCCAGACUUCGAGUAGUGGAGAAAUCUGCUUUCUACAACCUGACAAACUUAAGAACGUUGCAACUCCAUGACAACCAAAAUCUAGUUUUUCUGCACCCAUCAGCAUUCUCCUUGUUACCAUUCCUACGCCAUCUUUUUAUCCACAACAACGGCCUCAUCGCCGUGGCCAGCCAGAUUAUCAUAUCUCUCCCUGCUCUGACUGACCUUCACCUUCAUCACAACCCACUCCAUUGUGACUGUAAUAUCUACUGGCUGCGCAAAGAGCUCAACAAAGUUUAUCAGUUGGAUUACAAAACUAAACUGCAAGCGGGUCAAGACAGCGCUCAAUCAUCAAACACGACAACAGACUAUAAUAACACAAGACUGCUGUCUGCUGCCUCACCUGCCACUACAACUCCCACAAGCACAAUGAACAGCAGCGACCCGAGUGUCCACACUGGCAGAAUGUUCAUCAGUGAACCAGACCGAGUCUCUUGCUUCUUUCCCGCGGGGAAGGCCAGCAUGCCUCUGAUCCAGCUGCCCAUCCUGUAUUUCUCCCCAACGUGUCCCCCAGCCACGCUUCCCUUGUUUUCAGCAUUUAUGAACGUCAGUCUUGGCGACGAACUUUGGCUGGAGUGUCAAGGGCUUGGUGUUCCCGCUCCAACCCUCUCCUGGAUUCUACCAGGGGGUCUGGAGGUCAAUUACUCUACGGUAUCUCACUUGACGCAAGACUGGACAGCGGCCAGAUCGCCAGUGGAGCUGGUGGAGGAUACCCUCCUGUACAUCCAGUCGGCUAAGCUGUCAGACAGUGGGUCCUAUGGGUGUCGGGCUGUGAGCCCCUUGGGGGACGACAUCAGUACCACAGUUGUGCACGUCCAGAACAAGCCGCUCAGUCUUAGCGAAGUCAAGGUCAGCAACGAUUACAUCACCGUGUCCUGGAGAGGGUCCAUACCUCGGGUCCAAAUGUCCGACUUCCAGCUUUUCUACAGACGCGUCUCAAACUUCAACACCGACAGCGGCGAAGAGAUUAAGGAAAUCCGGGAUCCAGUGUUCAAUGACACGAAACAGCUACGGCAAAAUAGCAAGGAGAAAGCGUAUGACGUUAUUUUUCUGCACAGUUCUAUUCACAAAUGCACAAUUACAGGCCUCAGACCUCAGACGACGUACGAAGUCUGCUUGAUGUAUAAGCAGGUACACCCGGUUGAGUGUCACAACUACACCACCACUCUGAACAUGCAUGUUGUGUCUGCGGAUGGUAUUGUCCGCAUCAGCAAGACACACAUCGCACUGGCCAUCGCCUCGGUGAUGGGAGCGAUGCUACUGAUUGCUGUGAUACUGAUCGUCAGAAAGGUCCGCUACCACAAGGACUACCAGGACCCCUUGACUGAGGAGGAGAAGACUAGCAUCCCUUUGGAAGGGAUCCAACACAUCACUACUCCCAGCACGCCGCUGACAACCUCUCGGACCGCCCUGUUGGUCAAUUCUCAGAUCUAA
This is a messenger RNA of Candidula unifasciata, 2382 nucleotides long. The record is from the annotation of a GenBank genome assembly. Lineage: Eukaryota; Metazoa; Mollusca; Gastropoda; Stylommatophora; Geomitridae.